Molecule: messenger RNA, 4049 nt
Organism: Betta splendens (Siamese fighting fish)
Lineage: Eukaryota; Metazoa; Chordata; Actinopteri; Anabantiformes; Osphronemidae
Gene: cmn
Product: calymmin
Exons: 47
Coding region: 268-3912 (1214 amino acids)
Source: RefSeq, a predicted model, not a curated record
UUCUGUGUAUCGGCUGGAGCCAUGGAGACGCAGGGGAUGAAGCUCAGUGGAGUCAUUAAGCGUGUACAGUAAAAAGGCUUCGUGCUCCUUGUUCUCACCACUGCAUGUAUGUCACUAAUGAUAUUUAAAUUGGCUGGACUUUUCAUGUGAUUAGUAUAAAGAUGCAAAGGUGAGAAGAUCAUUGUGUGAUGAAGGUUCUACUUCAUCACUCACUGUCCAAACUGUGGAGACGUCCUCUUUGCUUCUCUACCUCUCUGUAAAGUGUUAAUGUUCUUUAAGUGCCCAAUUAUACAGUUAGUGUUUGUGCACCUUGAGUGUCUCUCCCCACGGGGAGGGGGGAGGAGAGUUGGUGGAAGGAGGGGACGCUUUGGGCCGGAGUGGAUAUUAGGCCGUCGCCAUCAGGGCACUUGGCCACUGGUGGAGAUCUGCUCCGCACUCCUGGGUCUGCUGCCGGGUCAGAAACCUUCCUCCAGGUCCAGUAUGUGGGGACAGCUGCUUGUUCAGACUGUGGCCAUGCUGUGGAUGGCGCAGGCGGCGUAUACCAAAGGUUAUGGUGCUGCAUCUGGAAUAUCCAAUGGACACGGGCCCCAGCUUAACGGAAAUCAUCCACCAAACAGUGGCGUAGGACGGUUUCUGCUUCCUUCAAAGGGUGUGGGUGCGCAGAGCGGAUAUGGUGGCUACGCUACAAAAGGAACAGGUUAUGGACCUGCAACCAGUGUGUCCAGUGCAAACGCAGCAAAACCGAAUGGCUACGGUGCAGCUGCUGGUGGGACCAAGGGCAACAACAAAGGCUACGGGGCAGCAGCCAGUGGGACAAAUGGACACGGACAUGGUGCUCAGGCCGGCCCAGUCAAUGGACAACGAGUUAAAGGCAAUGGCCAUGGAGCUCAGGCUGGAUUUGGUGGACAAGGAAAUAAAGGCUUUGGUUAUGGAGCUGCAGCAGGUGCUCUGGGGCUGAAUGGUGCUAAACAAAAUGGUCAUGGAGCUGCGGCUUCGGCACAGUAUGGAUUUGGAACAAAGGGCAAUGGUCGAGGAGCUGUGGCUGGUCCAUCUAACAACUACGGGGCACGACCGGGUCAAGCUCAACAUAAACCCUUGAAGGGAUAUGGACGACCACCUUAUGGCUCAGUGAAAGGUCCGGGUGUGGGAAUGGGUGCCUUCAGAGGAGUGGGGGCUCCUCAGGCCGGCAGAAACCAGAAGGCAUAUGGCAGUAAUGGUCAGAAUGGUUAUGGAGCUCAGCCAGUAGGAGGCUACAGUGGUGGUCAUGGCAGCGCUGGCUUGGCUCUGGGAUCUCAGUAUGGACAUGGGCGCUUUAAAGGACCAAAGCAAGGCUAUGCUGGUGCAGCAGCUCGGCCCAAUGGACAACAUGGUAACGCAAAAGGUUAUGGAUUCCCCAGUGGUGGAAACACUAAACCAGCAAAUCCAGGUUAUGGAAAUAUUCAAAGUGGUUUUGGUGCCAAACAAAAAGGAUAUGGAGCCUUCAGGGGAGCAGCAGUGAGACCUCAGACAGGUUAUGGAAAUGGAGCUGCCCUCAAUGGAUAUAAGAAUAAACCCAAUGGUUAUGGAACUGCAGCCGGACCUGGUGUCACCAAACCAUAUGGAGCCAAACCCAAUGGUUAUGGAGUUAGAAAUGGUGCAGCACUCGGGGGAUAUGGAAGUCAACUUAACGGACACGGAGCAGCCUCAAAACUCCACACCACCAAAGGAGUCGGAGCAGCGUCGCCCAGUCAAGGUGCAGCAACACUGGGCACAGGAUACGAUGGUGCUGCUGAUGCAUGGAGCGGACAGAUUGCUAAAGCAGCCAAUUCUGGCUAUGGCUCGUUGCCAAAUGCGAAGGCCUCAAAGACGACAGGAGCCUCCAGUGACUCGACACUUUAUGCUCUCUCUCCUGAGCAACUGGAUCCAGCACUACUGGGUUCCGUGCCUCAACCAGCAAUGAGCAACCAGCAACCUGCCCCUGAGCCAACGAGUGGAGUCCUGGUUAGAGUCACACCUGAGCAGCAUCAUUCACCUGUGCCACAAGGAAAAGCCUACAAACAGCCGCCUCAGGCGUUGUCGGAGCACCCACCAAUGCUUCUCCAGGGAAAAGGUCCCAAGCCGGCUCCACAGCCCACACCUGAAUCCGCACACAUGGGUCCAGAGGGGCCUGCAGCCGUCUUCACCCAGAGCAACCCACCCCCAGAACCAGCGGCGGUCCUGCCUGAAGGCAAGUGGCCCGAACCUGAACCCCUAGAGUCUAAAGCUCAGCUGAAACAUGCAUGUUUUUGUUGCCAUUGGAGCCACAUUAGGAGUCUUAGGCUGGAUCAUUUCUCACUAAACCCAAUGUGUUUCUGCAUUGUAGGGAUCGGAGGAGCCUCAGUCACCAAAGGACAGGGAGCUGAAGCAGACUGUGACCCAUCGGUACCAAACGGACAAUGGGUGAAAAUACCCCGACCAGGACUGAAAGCAGGAGCUGAAGCAGCCGCUGGCACAAUGACUAAAGGAUAUGGGGCCAGUGCUGGGGGAUAUGCAAAUGGAGGAGCAGCUAUAGCAAACACACCCGGUAAGGAGCCUCAUGCUGUUGACUCACAUUUAACAAUAACACUGUGGGUCAAGGCCCUGAGAUAUGUAUGGAACCAUUACAGUGGAAGUGAGAUUUCUUGUAAUGAUGUGGUGAAUAUUUAUGUAGGUUUGUGUUCUUCUGCGUGUUUGGUUGCAUUCAGUGUAUCUGAGGGUUUUGUUUCUUCCAAAGCUAGCGCAGCAGCAGGCUUCGCUCUCCCUGGACUCUUUCCUGGAUAUGGACCUGGUCUUGGCUAUCCAUAUGCAGGAAAACCAAAGCAGCCUGGUUACGGACACGGCGCGUACCUCGGGGCUGGAUAUGAAAAUGGAAAUUCCCAUAAAGGUUAUGGAAAUGGCUUCAGAGCAGGUGUGCAGCCGGAUUAUGCAAGCCUUGGACAAGCUACACCCAGUGUUGAUGCAAAAUCAGGUGGCGCUAAACCAAGUCCUCACCACGGAGCCCAAAUGGUGCCGACUGGACUAGAUGGAAUGGGCAGCUUCCCGUUUGGUGGACAGACACCUGGCGCUGAGAAAGCAAACGGCAAGUAUGGCGUCGGCGGGUUCCAGUUUGCUGGGCAGCCGUUCAGCUCUGCAGGCAACGGUGCAGGAAUAUAUGGUGGCCUUGGUGCUGGCAUUGGUGGAGUUCCUGUACCUGGAAAAUAUGGUUAUGGCACACUGGCUUAUCAAGCUCAACCAGUUGCACUCGGCCCUGAACUGAAAUCGAUUGGCAAAUAUGGUCUGCCUGCUUCACCGUAUCAGCCCCAACAGCACGGUGGACACUUCGGCAAAUAUGGUGGUGAGGCCGCGAAUGCUCUGCAGGGCCUCGGAGGUGAAGCUAAAUCUUCUGGAAAAUACGACAAGCAGGGGGAGGGCCGGGUGCAGCCUCUUGAGUCCACCUCUGAGGGCACGUCCGACGCACAGUACGGUGCAGCUGGUUUAGCACAUCAGCCUCUGCCCGUGGAGCCACAUUCAGCUGGGAAGCCCUACGUGAAGGGAGAGGUGCCAGCUCCAGCCGGUGCGGCAGCAGUGGAGGGGCUCCCUGUUGGCACAUAUGACAAUGCCGGUUACAUAAAUGGACAAGUGCAGCCAGAAGUCGUAGCGUUCCCUGCGGCUCCCAGUCUCGACUCCAUCCCGGCGUCUCCCUCUGUCCCGGCCCAUCUGACCGAGGCGGUGCCUGAAGCCCACCUGGACCCUGCACCGGCCUCAGAGGCCCAGGGCGAGCAGCCUGACGAGCCCCAGCAGCAGCUGCCGCGUCAGAUCCACAUUCAGCAGCAUCUCAAACUCCAUUUUCACCCGCAGAGCAAAUCCUGGAGAGGCGCAAAUAAUGAAAAACAUGACUUGAAAGGCUUCUUUGGGAACAGUGGCCAUCAGGGUUAAUCCUCCCGGUUUGUUAUCCUUUCUCUCACUGUAUAUUAUUGAUGUUUUCCUUAAUGUAUAAUUUGGUUUUAGCCUAACUGAUAUUACUGGUAAAUGUAAACAUAGUAUUAAGUAUAGCGAAAAUCAACUACUUGGAC